CCGAAGCUACAACUAUUACAGUGAACGGAUACACAAUAUCUAUCAAGGUCUAAGAGGAUAGCUGGUGUAAAAAAAACGCUGAUAUGCUGAGUUGUGCAAGGGAGAUAGUUCAGAGUUCCUGAAACAGGAAAUAAGCGGUGUUUGCUUUCAGCUAAGGAAGGAAAGACAGAAGGAACAAGCAAGCUGUGCAGUAUCGUUAAGAAUAAUGUGAACGCAUUCACGUUUUGGUGGGUCAGUGCAUCUUUGAGGUUGUCUUGCCAAUGGCUCUGCUGGAAUGAAAGUGUUCUCUCCCCAGUCAACAUACACUUGCGCGUGAUGUUCGGAAAGGAGUCGUUUCAGUCUAUACCGACUCUCUGCAUUCACAUGAUCUGAACUUGAAACAAGAUCUCAAACAAAGAUAGCGAAGACUCGAUUCGCUUGUGUUUGAUGCAUGAACCUUCAGAAGCUAACGGUUGAUUUGCUUCACUUCAUUUGUUGUGCAGUGACUCGGUUCUAACAACAGAAAUCUCUGAUAUUACGAGUUUCAAGGGAGGGGAAAAGAGUCUUUCGAGGAAGGGCUAUGUUGGUGAAGGAGUUCAGGAUUUGCAUGCCCCUGACAGUAGAGGAGUACAGAAUUGGACAGCUGUACAUGAUAAGCAAGCACAGCCACGAGCAAAGUGACAGAGGAGAGGGAGUGGAGGUGGUGCAGAAUGAGCCUUAUGAGGAUCCUAUUCAUGGCAAGGGCCAAUAUACAGAAAAGAGAGUUUACCUUAACAGCAAGCUUCCUAGCUGGGCUAGAGCAGUGGUUCCGAGGAUCUUUUACGUCACAGAGAAAGCUUGGAAUUAUUAUCCGUACACUAUCACAGAAUACACAUGCUCCUUUUUGCCUAAAUUUUCCAUUCAUAUAGAGACAAAGUAUGAAGAUAACAAUGGAUCGAAUAAUAAUAUCUUUGAUUCAGAGGCAAAAGAUGUUGAAAGAGAUGUGUGUUUCAUCGAUAUCGCUUACGAUGAAAUUCCUGAACGAUACUACAAAGAUUCUGAGGACCUCAGGUAUUUUAAGUCAGAGAAAACGCAGCGAGGCAUGCUGAAAGAAGGCUGGAGGGAAACUCAGAAGCCUAUCAUGUGCUCCUAUAAACUGGUGACUGUUAAAUUCGAAGUCUGGGGACUUCAGACAAGAGUGGAACAAUUUGUACACAAGGUUAUUCGGGAUAUUCUGAUGAUUGGCCAUCGGCAAGCUUUUGCCUGGGUGGAUGAGUGGUAUGACAUGACAAUGAAUGAAGUUCGAGAAUUUGAACGAGCGACUCAGGAAGCCACCAACAAAAAAAUUGGAGUUAUUCCUCCUGCGAUUACUAUCAGCAAUAUCGUUAUGCCUUUGUUAACCCGCAGCGGACCUUCCAGUGCUCCAACCACACCUCUUGCUUCAGAAGCUCCAGAAUUCCUGGCAAUUCCCAAGGAUCGUCCUCGGAAAAAGUCUGCUCCAGAAACACUUACCCUUCCAGAUCCUCGGGAGAAAUGCAGUACUUCUACAAUAUCCAACAUCGAUGCCUCCGGCGAGCCUUCUGAGCCCAAGCAUAACUAACAUUCUGCCUCUCAGGGGCUCUACUUUCAGAUUUCAGUAUUAGAUGAUAUUCUUCUUUAUCCGUCACUUGCUUUCUUCCUUUAUCUCAACUUGCAUGCUAAUUGCCUAUUUCUUUGGGUCCCCUGAGUGUGUAAAUUGCAAAGAAAACAAUGUGCUCCACGCCUACAGUUCUUUUCUCCAUUAAAAUGGAUGAAAGCUUCUCCCCACAGGGAAUAUCAUUAUAGGGAGUGAAUACAGAUUAAAUUCUCCAAGUGCUGAUGACAAAUAAACGUGACCACUGCCAACAUAUACUGAAAAUUCACAGAUGCCUUUCCCAACAUUUUCCUAGCAUUGAUGGCCAGGAGCACCAAAUCUCAGAACACUGUGAUUUUCCAAGAGCUGCUGCUGAUGGAUGAGAUUUAUCCCUACGUGUUCCACACAUUCACAUUUGUGUCUCAGUGCAGUAAAAUUUAAACAUGCUUCCUGAGCCCUUGUAACGAAUUCAGGAGUAAUUUGUGUUUGGUCACCUCCUGCAUGGCUAUAGAUGUGCUUUGAUAACUUGAAACAGAUAUAAUUUAUCCAACCUCAGUGGGACUUAGGCAGACUUAUAUAGAGUUCCAAAGCAAUCAGAAUUUGUUGGCUUUGGUUUGGAAUUGGUUCCAUAUCAGGAUCCUUAGGCAGUCAUCAACACAAUUCACCAGUGAGAGACUAUGGAACAGAACCAUAAAAUGAUAUAGCACAGAACCAGGCCAUUAGAUCCAUCCAAUCUGUGCUAGCUCUUUGAAAGAGCUAUGCAGUUAUUCCCAAUUCCCCUCACUUUCCCAUAGGCUGCACAAUUUUCCCUUUCCAUUUCCCUACUAUUGCUCUCUCAAGCAAAGCAUUCCUGUUGUAAAAACUCACGAUUUAAACAAAUUCCCUUAAUUGCACCUCUGGUUCUUCUGGUAAUUAUUUUAAAUGCAUCAUUUGAUUACCAAUGUCUCUUCUGAUUCCCGAAGGUAGAGUUACAAAUCUCUUAGCAAGUAUAUUUCUCAAUGUUUCUUGAGUUACAGUGGUGUCAGACUCUAUCCAAAGCUCCUGAUAAGCCAGUUGGAACAAUGCAGUUGGUUGUGGUGUAAUUGUGUUUUGGAGGAGAAAACUUAGCCCAACCUGUGGAAAGGCUAUGCCUUCUAGAUUGGAGACAGAGACAGGUUCAAAAGUAUUGAUCAACAAUCUUGCUUCACAUUCUGCCAUGCAAAGAAGAGCAGCUCCUUGGAUGAAACAUUCCUGGCUACAGUGAGAAUAUUAUGUAAAAUUUUAGGCUUCCAAAUUUAACAAAAGCAUCAAAGCACAUAUAGCUACAAGUAUCAUGGCAUGCAUGUGUGCUAAGACGGAGUUGGCUGUCAGUACCUCCACAACUCCUGUUUUAUUUGCAAACAAAAUUUAAAACAUUGCUCUUAUAAUUAUUGAUGGCCAUGCACCUAAAUAUCAAACUUACCAUUUUGGAAAAGAAGAAAGGAAUCAGAAUUAACAAAUCUGUGCUAAAGAAAAGACAUAUUAAAAAAAUGCCUUGAAGAUAAAAAAAUGCCUUGAAGAUAAAAAAAAGCCCUAAUUAAAUAAUUAGAUACAUGCUGCCCUGUUAAUAUUCUCACCCAAACACAUUUUCAUUAAUGUGUAAGUGGAAGGAAACUCCUUCUACUGUACUAAUAGUUUUCAGUCAUUUAAGCAAAUGCAUCUAUAAAGUUAACAGUUAGCUAAUUUAUUUCUCUUGGUCUCAGGAUCUAAUUAUUUCCUCUUUGAUAAUUGAAUAUUGAAUUAGCACUGUUUAACACAGUGUUGACAAUAGCCAUUUGAAAACUCAGCAGAGUGCACAGCAUACAUUGUGACGAUUAACUAGAGAAUGGAGAAACUGAGCAGGUAGAAGAGUUGAGAAAUUAAUUCAGAAUUUCUCUCAGUGCCUUGAGAUGCUGAGCUGUGUCUGUAAUUGUGCAUUGUAUGUGACUGCCACGGUUCAGAUCUGUUUGCUUGGCUCAGACAAUCGCGAAAGCAUGUGGCUGCUCUCAUAAAACCCCUAGUCUUCAGAAAUGUAAAAGAUUUUACUCUGCAAUUAAUUCCACAUACAUUCUCAAACUUUUAAAGAUAGGGGAUUUAUUUGUACCAUCAACACCAAUUUGGCAAAAGAACUCAAUUCAUGAUUAUUUAUACUGUCAGAAAAUAAGAAAUACUGUAAGAAAAUAAGAAAACUGUAAGAAAAGCUGAAGCAAGCAGAAAAUUCUAAAGCCUUCUUGUUCUAUCUGCUAUGGGUGCCUGAUUAAAGCCAUGUUCAUUUUUAGUGCCACUAUUUUGGAAUGCUGGUACUGAAGUUUGCUAGUAUCUUGAGCACUCACUUACAGUACUGUUCAAGUAUUCAUAAGCAACAAGAUUUCUUUCUCCUUUUUUUUAGUUGCCCUGCCUUGUUUCCAGAAGAUGAAAUUCCUCACUUGGAUGUGUUUCCACAGGCUUAUAUAACCUGCUCAAGUGGCCUUUGUUCACAGGAGCCCUCAACAUGAGCUAUUUGAUCACAGAUGCAAACCCAAUCUUGCACAUUUCCCACUGGUUUUGAUGAAUUGGGGAGAUUGGAGUGAUUCAGACCAAUUGUCACAGCCCUAUAAUUGUUACAGCCCUAAAUCACUGUCUGAAAUGCUGCAUCAACUGGUGAACAAACUUGCUGAGACACUGGUGGAAUCAGGAAGAUUUAAUGUUUGCUCCAUAAAAGUAGUAACAGUACUUUAAAAUUUUUGAGUUCUGAGGACUUCUGGUCACAGUGAGGACCAUGAUAAACAUUAGAUAAUAAGCAAGUCCCUCCUCUCCUUUGAACCGUCAGCAGAGUUCAAAUGAUAGAAAAGUAGUCUGUGCCCACAUUUUAAUCUGCCUUUACCAUGCCACCACAGGAGGUUAAUCAAAAGACUGCAAAAAUUAAUCAAACCCCACCCAAAGCUGCUUUGGUAGAACCCCAAGUGGGCCUGGAAGCAGGUCAUUCACAUUGUCAGGAGAAAUUGUUUACCACAUCUGAAGAAGUCAUCCAGGAGGAAAGAAGAACUUUGGAUAAACUCAGCAGGUCAGGUAUCAUUUCACUGACCUUUCAUCAGCCUGAAAUGUUAACUCUGUUUUGAUGAUGCCUGACCUGCUGUGCAUUUCCUGCAUUUUCUGGUUUUUUUAUUGCGGAUUCCCACCAGCAUUUUGCUUUUGAUAAAUCAAAGCUAUUUGCAAAAACAGUUGGCUGAGCAUUUUAUGAAAAUCAUCUUUUUAAACAGAUAUUUCUUAACACUUUGGAAUCAAUACUGCAAGGCAAACAUUUGAGAUAAUUAGGAUUAUUUAGAUAUCAUAACAACACUUCUUUUCAAUGGGGAAUGCAGUUAUAAAUAUUUUAAAUCAUAUGGUAAUAGUUACUGAAACAAAAUAUUUUUCCUAACAAUAUUGUUGAAAAGAUUUUCAUGAUAGCAUGUCCAGUUUGCCUAAGUUCCCCAAGCUGUGUAUUUUGUGUUUUUAUUGGCUCUAUUUCCACAGACUAAUUCCCAUGUGCCACAAAUGCAAAUGGAAUUCUUUGAGUACUGGAAUAUAUAGAAGCUCUGUAUAAUGUUCUGGUUAAGUAGACCUAUCCGUUUAGUCAUCUUAGUGUGGGGAACCUCUCUCUCUGUAAAGCAUUGUUUUCCAUCCAAUGCUUGGAACUUUAAACUACGGAGGAAGUUUUUUCCAAGAAUCGUGGUUCAGCAUAACAGAUUAGAAGACAAAAUUUGGUCUGGUACUGGUCCAUUCUUGGUGGACUCCAUGUGGAGGCUGUCCUGACCUCAGCUGGGUCACUGCUUGGGAUGUUACAAUUGUCCUCAGGACUCUGCGUCAAAGAAAGGUAAAAUCAUUAUGAUCUCCCUUUCUUUAGAUUCUAUUUGAUUGCAUAUGCUUGGAGACCCAAUGAGUUCAAGAUCUAGUUUGUGAUCCCCCCACCACAGUUGAAUAACCUGUCAACAUUGAGUAUUUAGGCUCAACAAUGAACAGUGGCCACUUGGGGUAAAUUGCUGUACAACUACUGCGUGCGGAGAAUCACUGCCCUCAGGAGGAAGAGAAAAAAAAGUUGAGGGAGCAAAGCAUGUAGUGGAGGUCCAACAAUGUGGACCAACAGUUCAGCACCUAACUGUGAGCACCUUAGAAGAAUGCAGAAAAAAAGACAUGAAAGAACUCUUACCUUCGGAUAUUCAGUGGCAUGUAAUUUGUUAUGCUUGGGUUUACAAAAUGGAAGAUCCAUCUCGUGACAAACACUGAACAGUUUUGCAUAGAUCAGUACUGUGUAUGAGCAGUACGAUGUAAAUAUUCUGAUGAUUUGUUAAUUUAAGGAUGAAGUUACCCUUUGGUGACUGGUUUACCUUAUUAGAUGGGUUGAAGGAUCCACUGUAAUAGUUUGUUACCUAGCAUGUUAUAAUAAACCAAAUGUAGUAAAAACCUCACAUUGCUAUUGAGCAGAAAUACCA
Pristis pectinata (smalltooth sawfish) is the source of this 6015-nucleotide messenger RNA. RefSeq names its product phosphatidylinositol transfer protein cytoplasmic 1a (gene pitpnc1a). NCBI's taxonomy places the organism in Eukaryota, Metazoa, Chordata, Chondrichthyes, Rhinopristiformes, Pristidae. Bases 560 to 1558 code for a protein of 332 amino acids. Gene Ontology annotation, cellular component: cytoplasm. The record is from RefSeq and is a predicted model, not a curated record. The transcript has 9 exons. Gene Ontology annotation, molecular function: phosphatidylinositol transfer activity; phosphatidylinositol binding. Gene Ontology annotation, biological process: phospholipid transport.